Verruconis gallopava is the source of this 1886-nucleotide messenger RNA. RefSeq lists its product as uncharacterized. NCBI's taxonomy places the organism in Eukaryota, Fungi, Ascomycota, Dothideomycetes, Venturiales, Sympoventuriaceae. The coding region runs from base 137 to 1093 and encodes 318 amino acids. The transcript is spliced from 2 exons. Gene Ontology annotation, biological process: proteasome localization; nuclear protein quality control by the ubiquitin-proteasome system. The record is from RefSeq and is a predicted model, not a curated record. Gene Ontology annotation, cellular component: nucleus.
AGUGGACUGCUGAUUCCCUUCCACAACAAAACCACACACACUCACCCAACCUAGCAUCUCUUUCGCUUCUGCACGCUCCAACCGCCUCGUCGUCUGCCCUGGAGAUCCUGUUCAGGGACGUCGAAGCGCAGCCAUAAUGAACAGCGUCUUGCCAACGCAGUCGCUAUUUCCACCAAACAUCUUCGAAGGCCGGCUCUCGCCCGGCAACCGAUCAUAUUCCUCACCCACCGCCACCUCCCUCAUGUCUUCCUCUUCAUCUUCGAGAAAGCGGCAACGUGACGAUGCCGACGACCCCGAUCGCAUGUCGCAGAGCCCGUCCGCAUCGCCGUCAAUUCCAAACAGCGCCCUCCCAACGUCCGCACCGGCCUCGAGGCGUCUAAAGCGUCCACGGACGAACAUGAGUGGUAGACCGCUCACUCUGCCAAGAUUGUUAGAGACGUUGAGUGCAGAUGAGAUGCGGGGCCUGCUGAAACAGAUUUGCGAUCGAAGACCGGAUAUCGCUGCUGAUGUUGUCACCUCGGCACCGAGACCCAGCGUGCAGUCUGUCAUGGAAAUCCUGCAGAGAUACGAAGUCAGCCUUCGACAGGCUUUUCCGGUGGGCAGCCAGACGUCUGAGUAUGCAUAUAAUCGAGUGCGACAGCAGUUGGGCGACAUGUACGAUGCGCUGAAGGACUACACCCCGCACUUUUUACCGCCGAACGAGACGCAACCGGGCGUGUCGCUUAACUACCUGGACCAAAUCACUACAUUAUUGCAUCGACUACCGAACUGGGAGAGCUUCCAGCAUAAUCGGCACAAAGCUGAAGGUUACGAAGAAACAGCAAAGGCAUGGGCAUUGGUCAUUCGGGAGGCUGCGAAAAAAGGGGCAGGGAUACAACUGCAAUACCAGGGCUGGGACCAGAAGCUUGCAAAACAUAAUGAGAUGAGUGGCGGGAAAAUGGAAGAGGCUAUGAACGAAUUGAGGACGAGUCUGGGCUGGAUGGGCAAUUCUAACGAACAGCCCUCCGGACAAGGAGACUCAGUAAGCAUCCGUCAACAGUUACUGAGCGGUACCUACGGCCACGGCCAGCCUGUCAGGGUUGGUCCUUGGUAACUACUGCAUAUGGCAAGCACUGAAGAUGCUUCAGUGAUGUGGCGCUCUCACCUACCGCAGCUCCGAAGCAACCGAGCCCGGAGUUGCAUGUCCCGGCUGUGCCUCUUUGAACACGAAAAGCGCUUGCAGCUAAUUACACCGAGUUGGACAGAUCGCCAAGAUGUAUCCCUCGACAGAUCCUAACGAAGCGACGCCUCCUCCAUCGGUGUGAAUUUCAUCGAUCCAAGGACAAAAACAUUGGUAAUGACUGGAAGCUGUUAGCGUCACCAUACAAGAUUUCUUAUAGUUGUCAAACACUUGAAACACACAAUUGACUCAGCCAGGUCGCUCGUGGCUGAGCACAGAGAUAUCUGGACCGCCACUUGAGCAACAACCAUAGCGUUUUGGUGCAAAGCUUAUAAUGCAUCGGUAUCUUAAUGUCGACUUGUUGCGUUUGCUGUAAAUAGAUGUGAUGCAUUUUUCGUAUCAAAGGAUGGUGGACUCAGAUCAUGGCGUUUGCGUUGUUAGCAAUUGUGUUUAUGACUUUUUGGACCAAUUUCCUGGCAAAGGCGCGAUCAUUAAGUGGGCGGAAUCGGCGGUAACGAUCAUCAUGAGCAUGUAGACAGCGCGUCAGCGUCAUCCAAGAAAUUGCUAACAAUUUUCUAACCUUACGCUCAGGUUUAGUGAGACGCAUGGCAAGAAAGGAUCGUGUGAAUUUUUUAUACCGAUUUUUGAUGUGCUCGCUUACGUUGUCAACCGUGUCGGAGAAAUUUAGGAUGAACAAAAUCGUUCCUCGAGGGAAGUUCGCAGACUU